CGCCCGGCGCCGGGAGCGCGGCCGGGAGUUUUGACGUGGCAGUUGCCAGCCGGGCUGAAGUCCGCGCGCCGCCAGCCUGUGGGGACAGCUGCCCCCGAAGGGUUCUUUUGUAGAACUUUCUCUUGGAAUGAGAUUUUCAUCAUGAGUCAACAAGGCUACGUGGCGACACCCCCCUAUUCUCAGGCCCAGUCUGGGAUGGGCCUUUCUGCACCGCAUUACGGCCACUAUGGGGACCCAGCUCACACAGGUGCUCCACCAGGUGUGAUGAAGCCACCAGGGCCUUUGGGGGCUGCGCCCGGGAUGGUGCUGCCUCCCGCCCCGCCCCCUGGGCCCCCCCAGCUUGGCCAGAACGGAGCUCCGGCCCAGGGCCACCUGCCCCAAAGGUUUCCAGGUCCUCCGCCUGUCAACGGCGCGGCGCCGUCCUACGCCCCAUACUCGCCUGCUGCCCAGCCGCCGCACCCGGCCCCCGCGGCUGCCACGCCCGUCUCCCAGCUGGGCAGCCAGCUCCACGCCAUGCACAUCGGCCCUGGGGGUAACUUCCGUUCCGGCGUGGCACCCCCCAGCCAGGGGCCCCCGGGCCCGCUGCCCGCGCCCUUGAGCCACGGCCCGCCACGACCUCCGCAGCCGUCCAUCCUGCAGCCCGGGGCUCAGGUCCUCCCACCGCCGCCCACUGCUCUGAACGGCCCUGGUGCGCCACCCUCGCACCGGCAGGACGGGCUCCCCGGGCCCGCCCCUCCCAGCGCGCAGCUCCCGCCCCCACCUCUGCCGGGACAGGCCCCCAGCCCCGGAUACGCCCCCCAGCAAGCCAACUAUGGGCCCCAGCUGGCAGGGCCGCAGCUCGCCUACGGGGGAGGCUUCCCCGCAGGGCCCGCGCAGAUGGCCGGGCCGCCCGCGCCCCAGAGGAAGCUGGAUCCCGACGCUGUGCCCAGCCCGAUCCAGGUGAUCGAGAAUGACCGCGCCACCCGAGGGGGACAAGUGUACGUCACCAGCACCAGAGGCCAGGUCCCGCCGCUCGUCACCACAGACUUCAUGGUGCAAGACCAAGGCAACGCGAGCCCGCGGUACAUCCGCUGCACGGCGUACUGCUUCCCCUGCACGUCGGACAUGGCCAAGCAAGCCCAGGUGCCCUUGGCCGCGGUCAUCACGCCCUUCGCCACAGUUCCUCCCAACGAGGCCCCCCUGUUCUUGGUGAAUCACGGAGAGACCGGGCCAGUCCGAUGCAACCGGUGCAAGGCCUACAUGUGCCCAUUCAUGCAGUUCAUCGAGGGCGGAAGGAGGUACCAGUGCGGCUUCUGCAGCUGCGUGAACGAAGUCCCGCCCUUCUAUUUCCAACACCUGGACCACAUGGGCCGGAGGCUGGACCACUACGAGAAGCCGGAGCUGUCCCUGGGGUCGUACGAGUACGUGGCCACCCUGGAUUACUGCCGGAACAAUAAGCCUCCCAACGCCCCCGCCUUCAUCUUCAUGAUCGACGUCUCCUACAGCAACAUCAAGAGCGGCCUCGUGAAGCUCAUCUGCGAGGAACUGAAGACGGUGCUGGAGAGGCUGCCCAAGGACGAGCAAGAAGAGACGUCCGCAGUUCGAGUCGGUUUUAUCACCUAUAACAAAGUUCUCCAUUUCUUUAACGUCAAGAGCAACUUGGCGCAGCCGCAGAUGAUGGUCGUAACCGACGUCAGCGAGGUCUUCGUUCCUUUGCUGGAUGGCUUCCUUGUCAACUACCAGGAAUCCCAGUCUGUAAUCCACAAUUUAUUGGACCAGAUUCCCGAGAUGUUCGCCGACUCCAACGAGAACGAGACCGUCUUUGCCCCGGUCGUGCAGGCCGGCAUGGAGGCGCUGAAGGCCGCAGAGUGUCCCGGGAAGCUGUUCAUCUUCCACUCCUCCUUGCCCACGGCAGAGGCUCCCGGGAAGCUCAAGAACAGAGACGACAAGAAGCUGAUUAACACGGACAAAGAGAAGAUACUUUUCCAGCCCCAGAGCAGUGUCUACGACUCGCUGGCCAGGGACUGUGUGGCCCACGGCUGCUGCGUGACGCUCUUCCUCUUCCCCAGUCAGUACGUGGACGUGGCCUCCCUGGGCCUCGUGCCGCAGCUCACGGGAGGGACCCUCUACAAGUACAACAAGUUCCAGUUACACUUGGACAGCCAACAAUUUUUGAACGACCUCAGAAAUGAUAUCGAGAAGAAGAUAGGAUUUGAUGCCAUAAUGCGGGUCCGCACCAGCACAGGUUUCAGAGCCACCGACUUCUUCGGCGGGAUCUACAUGAACAACACCACGGACGUGGAGAUGGCAGCCGUCGACUGUGACAAGGCGGUGACGGUGGAGUUCAAGCACGACGACAAGCUCGGGGAGGACAGCGGAGCCCUGAUCCAGUGCGCCGUGCUGUACACCACCGUCGGGGGCCAGAGGAGGCUGCGCAUCCACAACCUGGCGCUGAGCUGCAGCUCGCAGCUGGCCGACCUCUACAAGAGCUGCGAGACCGACGCCCUCAUCAACUUCUUCGCCAAGUCAGCUUUCAAAGCAGUUCUGCACCAGCCCACGAAGCUCAUCCGGGAGAUCCUGGUGAACCAGACCGCCCACAUGCUGGCGUGCUACCGGAAGAACUGCGCCAGCCCCUCGGCCGCCAGCCAGCUGAUCCUGCCAGACUCCAUGAAGGUCCUGCCCGUGUACAUGAACUCGCUGCUGAAGAGCUUCGUGCUGCUCAGCAGGCCCGAGGUCCCCAUCGACGAGCGGGCCUUCCAGAGGCAGCUGGUCAUGGCCAUGGGUGUGGCUGACUCCCAGCUCUUCUUCUACCCCCAACUCCUGCCCAUACACACGGUGGACGUCAAGAGCACAGCGGUGCCCCCUGCGGUGCGCUGCUCCGAGUCCCGCCUCUCGGAGGAUGGAAUAUUCCUGCUCACCAACGGCCUGAACACGUUCCUGUGGCUGGGGGUCAGCAGCCCGCCGGAACUCAUCCAAGGGAUAUUCAACGUGCCGUCUCUGGCCCACAUCAACACACACAUGACUGUACUGCCUGAGGUGGGAAACCCGUACUCUCAAACACUCAGAAUUAUAAUGAGCAUUAUCCAACACAAGAGGCCAUAUUCAAUGAAGCUCACGAUCGUGAAGCAGCGAGAGCAGCCAGAGGUGGCCUUCCGGCAGCUCCUGGUGGAGGACAAGAGCCUGGACGGAGGGUCGUCCUAUGUGGACUUCCUGUGCUGUGUGUACAAGGCCGUCUGUCAACUGCUCAACUGACGGCCGCCCCCCUCCAGCCCCUGCCCCGGGGGUCCUGCGGAGACUGCCCCCCUCCUUCUCGGUGCCUACUCUCCAGGUGACAGACAGCAGGCCGCUUCUGAGUUCUUUCCAAGCCGGCCUUCGCCACAUCCCGCGGGUGCUCAGGUGUCAGGCCAGCGGAGGGCUCCCCCCGGGGGAGCGGACGGCUCCGGCAGCAGCUGCAGCCCCGCAGGCGGCCCCGCCCCUGUGGCCGAGGGCAGUUUACAGACUGUAAACACUCUCAGAUCUUUCUUUGUGCUAGACGUAUAAAUUAUUUUUCAAAAUGUAUAGAUUUGGGAUGAAAAGUUUUCUUGGUUCCUCUCCCAUUUUCAGUGAGGGAAAAAAGGCUUAAUUUUUACAUUAUAUUUUUUAAAAUCACAUCACCUCACCAAACACAUUUUUCAACUUCAGGUUUGCAUAGCAGACUUUUAAUGAUCUCGGAAUCUAUUUGGUAGAACAAUUUGGGUUCUACGUGUUUUUCAUAAUUACGUGUUGUAUGUGUUCAAACUACUUUCCAGUUGUUUGUGUUGUCUCUGCAACUGUCUGUGCAAGCCUCUCAGCGGCUCCCUGUACAAUUUGGAAGGCGCCCAGCUGUACAUACGGAUCUCAGCCGGUAUCAAUAAACCCCUUCCUGC
This is a messenger RNA of Pteronotus mesoamericanus, 3884 nucleotides long. RefSeq names its product SEC24 homolog D, COPII coat complex component (gene SEC24D). Gene Ontology annotation, cellular component: COPII vesicle coat; endoplasmic reticulum exit site. The record is from RefSeq and is a predicted model, not a curated record. The transcript has 23 exons. Gene Ontology annotation, molecular function: zinc ion binding; SNARE binding. Gene Ontology annotation, biological process: COPII-coated vesicle cargo loading; intracellular protein transport; endoplasmic reticulum to Golgi vesicle-mediated transport. NCBI's taxonomy places the organism in Eukaryota, Metazoa, Chordata, Mammalia, Chiroptera, Mormoopidae. The coding region runs from base 142 to 3231 and encodes 1029 amino acids.